This is a messenger RNA of Rattus norvegicus (Norway rat), 1940 nucleotides long. It is a transcript of the gene Pex2, whose product is annotated as peroxisomal biogenesis factor 2. Gene Ontology annotation, cellular component: peroxisomal membrane; Cdc73/Paf1 complex. Gene Ontology annotation, biological process: cellular response to reactive oxygen species; response to amino acid starvation; protein destabilization. The record is from RefSeq and is a predicted model, not a curated record. Gene Ontology annotation, molecular function: ubiquitin protein ligase activity; zinc ion binding. NCBI's taxonomy places the organism in Eukaryota, Metazoa, Chordata, Mammalia, Rodentia, Muridae.
AGGGCGUGGAGUGUCCUCUUCGGCGUCUCCUUCCAUCGUCCCUUCGGUUCCUCGGCUCCUCGGCUCCUCGGCAUUUUCCGCCGUUGGGCCGUAUGCAGCUUUCCUCUAAACCACUGACUGUAAUUUCCCAGGUUUCUUUCAGCCACUUCCGGGUCUUCCGUCGUUCCGGAAGCCCGCGAAUUCCGGAAGCGAGGGCUACCCAGAUUCGGCUAGGAAAAGCCCAGCUUGCCAGAGAAUGUUUGAGAAAAGUUUGCGCGGCGCUGGUGUGUUCCGCAGACCCUGCAGGUCAGUGUCCGCUCGGAGGCGGUCCGGCGUGCGGGCCCCGCGCUCUCGGAGGACGGCCUGGCGACGUUCGCCUUGGCUGCAGGCCGCUGUGGCUUCCUGUCUUUCUGGAAGGAGCCAGCCUGUCUCUGGGUUUCCGGAAAGGCAGUAAAACAAAUCCAAACUCCUAGUUUUCCCCUAGUUUAAUGCCAUCACACAAACAAAGCGACUCUGCAGGGAACCAACCUCUGCAUUCCCCGGGGCGACGUUGCAGACAGCCCCGAAAGCGCCUCCUCGCCAUUAACAGUACUAGCUCUUGACAAGUAUGAGGCAAAAGCCUCUUGAAGCAGAUGUGCAGCAGAAUUCUCCACCACCUUUUGAUAGGCCGCUGAGUGCUGAGGGGACCACAGGAUCCAAGGAAAGCAUCAGAGAAGAUAUGGCUGCCAGAGAAGAGAGUACACAAAGUGCCAACAGAGUGCUGAGGAUAAGUCAGCUGGAUGCACUGGAACUGAAUAAGGCCCUGGAGCAGCUCGUGUGGUCCCAGUUUACUCAGUGUUUUCAUGGAUUUAAGCCAGGACUGUUAGCUCGCUUUGAGCCAGAAGUGAAAGCAUUUCUGUGGCUUUUCCUGUGGAGGUUCACCAUCUAUUCCAAAAAUGCCACUGUGGGGCAGUCGGUUUUAAAUAUUCAGUACAAAAAUGAUUCUUCUCCCAACCCAGUAUACCAACCACCAAGUAAAAAUCAGAAACUGUUGUAUGCUGUGUGCACUAUUGGGGGGAGGUGGUUAGAAGAACGAUGUUACGAUUUGUUUCGAAACCGACAUUUAGCAUCUUUCGGGAAAGCCAAACAGUGCAUGAAUUUUGUGGUUGGACUUUUAAAAUUAGGUGAGUUGAUGAACUUCUUGAUUUUUCUACAAAAAGGAAAGUUUGCAACUUUGACAGAACGCCUCCUUGGCAUUCAUUCUGUAUUUUGCAAGCCCCAGAGCAUGCGUGAAGUUGGCUUCGAGUACAUGAAUAGGGAACUUCUCUGGCAUGGCUUUGCCGAAUUUCUGGUUUUCCUCUUACCGCUCAUCAAUAUCCAGAAGUUGAAAGCCAAGUUGUCUUCCUGGUGCAUCCCCCUUACCAGCACUGCUGGUAGUGACAGUACACUAGGCAGCAGUGGAAAAGAGUGUGCUCUAUGUGGAGAGUGGCCCACAAUGCCUCAUACUAUUGGAUGUGAGCAUGUAUUUUGUUACUACUGUGUUAAGAGUAGCUUCCUAUUUGACAUGUACUUUACGUGCCCUAAGUGUGGCACAGAAGUGCACAGUGUGCAGCCACUGAAAUCAGGAAUUGAAAUGUCAGAAGUGAAUGCUCUUUAGAAACCAAGUUGUUUCCUCUGAGGAAAGUGUAUUGUAUCCAAUUCCUUGGAAUUCGUCAUCUUCAGUGUCAUCUGUAGGUGGCUUUUAGCAGGAGUGUGCUGUGCGGCCACUCUCUUCCUUUCCAAGCACAACUCAGUUCUAAUCACUGGAAACCAAGUGAUUCUAGAGAAUCUUAUAAAUCCUCAUGUUAUUUUUUGAUCCCUAAUACAAUUUUUAAUGUCAAGAAUAAUGGAAAAUUUUGUCAGAUGAAUACUAAGAAUGACUAAGAAUGCUCCUUCAUAGAAAAAGGUCAGACUCUAAAAAUAAAACAUUUUUGAGGCUCUGG